Messenger RNA from Protopolystoma xenopodis, 651 nucleotides. Lineage: Eukaryota; Metazoa; Platyhelminthes; Monogenea; Polystomatidea; Polystomatidae. The record is from the annotation of a GenBank genome assembly.
GGCAGCGAAGACUCUUGCAUCAUCCGUGGCGCCAGUGAAAGCCCUCCACCUUUGGAGCCUAACUCUCUAUCACCACCUUCCACCUCUAGUCAUACCCCCUUGGCCGGUCCUCCAGAACAAUUGAGCUUCAUAACUCCUAAUUGUUUAACCAGUAGCAUCGAGGAGUCUGCACCUACCUGUGAAACCGCGACAGAAGUGACACCUUUAUUUGUCUCCAAUACCUUGUCUUCCUCGUCUUCUGAAUGUCCCUCCGCCUCUCUUAAUUACAACUCGUUGGGCUCACCCAAAAAUCACUUUCCAGAAACUCGACAUUCGUUUGGUGCCGAUUCUUCUAAUCUUUCGCCUUCUAACCUACCACUAACAAGAGAUAUCAGAACUAUGACUUCGAGCAACCAAGAGGGUAAUGCAGUCUUGAGAUACUAUCAGCUACAACAAAUGCCCCACUUACGCCUCCCACCUCCAGGCCCACGAAAGAAAACGACUAACAUUCCCCAGCUGCCCGGUCUGCUUUCCACCAGUCGUAAUAAGUCCGCUAGCUUGGCCUCUCGGCUAUCCUACGACUUCUCCAGCCAUGACAGAAACACCAUCCUGCAGCAGGGUAUUCGUGUUCAUCAGCUGAGCCCAUCGAAGCCUCUACAGAUUUCUGCUUGA